AUGGAAGAAUGUCGAUUGUUGCGAAUGCACGAGUGUCAACAGUGUGGUAAACGUUUCAAAGCACGUGGUGGUUUGCAACAACAUUUACGUAUACAUUCGAACGAUCGCCCAUAUCAGUGCCGUUUUUGUCCGAAACGUUUCACUCAAAAAUCGCAUGUCGAUCAGCAUGAAAGGAUCCAUACUGGUGCCAAACCAUUUUCUUGCCAGUUUUGUGGUCGUGCAUUUCGGCAGCGUUCCCAACAGCUUGGGCAUGAAUCAACUCAUGCAAGUGGACCCCUUUCGAUGAGUGGACAUUUACCGCAUGCAAGUUCUCAUCACAUCAAAUUUGAAAAUGCAAAUACUGAUCAAGGAUGCAGUCAAGCAGCAGCUGGGGAUGCCAGCAAUGUUGAUAGAAGUGCAGUUGUGCAACAGCAGGCAGUAACAGCGGUAGCCACUGCAGCAGCGGUUGCGGUAGCAGCACAGCAGCAGGACCGCUUAAACAGUUCGGGGAGCAGUACUUUGAGUUUGAUGUCACCAAAUGGUACUGGGUUGGCACAUAGUGCAGUCAGUUCAUUAUUAGCAUUAAGUCAGCAACAGCAGACGCAAGGAAUGGCGAUGUCACAAAGUACUCAGCAGAGCAUUGCCGAUGCUAUCGGCGCAAGAAAUAAUACAGUUUGAACGGAAGCUCAAUGUGUCAUCUUAUUUUUGCAUGCAUUCUGCAGUACUUUCAUGCCG
Molecule: messenger RNA, 714 nt
Organism: Loa loa (African eye worm)
Lineage: Eukaryota; Metazoa; Nematoda; Chromadorea; Rhabditida; Onchocercidae
Product: zinc finger protein
Exons: 3
Coding region: 1-657 (218 amino acids)
Cellular component (GO): nucleus
Source: RefSeq, a predicted model, not a curated record